CAUAAAUAAUUAUUAUAUAGCCAAGAAAUCUUCCCUCAAAAUCCCCAAAAAUUCCCUAAAAAAUUUAACGGCAAUAAAAUUGUGUCCCAUACAUUUCCUUCUUUUUCAAAGCAAAAAAGCUUUUAUCUCCCCAUGUCCUCUUUAUUUUUUUCCUAUUUAUCCCCUCCAUUUUUAUUCCUAUUUUAUUAUUAUUAUUCACUUCCGGGCUUUUUUACCUUUUUUUACUAUUUUUUCCUUAUUUCCCCUCAAAAACCUUAUGCCAUUUCCAACAUUUAUUUUUAUGUUUGUACUCAUUCCCAUGCAUUUUUCUCUCUUUUCCUAAUUUUAUUUUUUAGUUUUUUUAAUUAAAAAUGCAAAAACUUUUUUUUAAACCAAAAAAAUGAAUUGAAUAAAAUAGAACAUACAUAUAUUCACUAUAUAUUUUUGGCUGAAUUUUCUUAAAAAUUAGGUUGAUAGAAUUUUAAUCCUAAAGAAAAAUUUUUUCCUCAAACUGUUAUAUUUAGUCAUAAUUUCUCGUAGUACUUCUGACCUUCCCUCUCCAUAUUAGCACACUCAUCCUACUCUUAGUUAUCUCAUCUGGACAAAAUCUCUUAGUUAUCCCAUCUAAACCAUGCCUUCUCCAUUUUAUCUUAUAUGACAACAAAAAUCCUAUCUUGCCAUCCAUAUCCUCUCCAUCUUAUCCCACCUAUCGUAUACCAUCAGAAGCUCUCAGUUAUCCCAUCCUUCCCAUCUUAGCUCUCUCGCAUAUACCAGAAAAGCCAACUUGACCAGAAUCUCUUGCUCUUAUCUCCCUUAUCUCAUAUACCAGCAAAAAUCUCUUAAUUAUCCCAACUGACUAAAAUCUCUCCAUAUUAUCUUACUUAUCCCAUUUUUCGUAUACCUAAUCCAAUUCAUUUUUAAUUUUUUUCAAAGGGUCAAUAAUUAUUUACCUAUUUAUUUUAACCAAAAAUGUCUUCCCUACUAAAAACACAACCCUUUGGAUGUACCCAAUUAGAAGCACUUUUUCGACAUCAAUUGCUUCACCGCUCUGCUGGUGAUCUACUCAAACUCUUAACUAUUCUUGUGCCUAUACAAUUAGCUCUUGCUCUCUUUCGUGUUCCAGAACCUGGCCCAAGCCUUUUUUGGUUGAGUGGAUCUGCUUCUGUUGGACUUGGUAAACGAGUUUAUUAA
Molecule: messenger RNA, 1170 nt
Organism: Meloidogyne enterolobii
Lineage: Eukaryota; Metazoa; Nematoda; Chromadorea; Rhabditida; Meloidogynidae
Source: the annotation of a GenBank genome assembly